Macadamia integrifolia is the source of this 1318-nucleotide messenger RNA. RefSeq names its product ATP synthase delta chain, chloroplastic-like. Bases 353 to 1054 code for a protein of 233 amino acids. NCBI's taxonomy places the organism in Eukaryota, Viridiplantae, Streptophyta, Magnoliopsida, Proteales, Proteaceae. The record is from RefSeq and is a predicted model, not a curated record. Gene Ontology annotation, molecular function: proton-transporting ATP synthase activity, rotational mechanism. Gene Ontology annotation, cellular component: chloroplast thylakoid membrane. Gene Ontology annotation, biological process: proton motive force-driven ATP synthesis; photosynthetic electron transport in photosystem II; photosynthetic electron transport in photosystem I. The transcript has a single exon.
AUUGGUUACGAGUCCUUGUUGUAGAAUCUGGCGGAGAGCGAUGGUGGAAUGAGGAGAGGUGCGGCCAUGGAUCUCCUGCUUGAGUACCCCAACACUAUCAACACUCUCGAUGAGUAUAUAUAGGUAGAAGACGAGAUUCAGUCCUAUUUGCAUUGUUUUUGGAAGAGCAUAUAGGCAAAUUAUGUUUAUAUAAGGGCAUAUUCGGCAUUAGAAGUUAUAUGAGGUGAAGUCAUUUUUGAGUGGCUGAAAUCUUUCUAUAUCCCUUUCUUGCACUAGAUAUCAAAGCCAACAAACUACAUGACCAAAGCUCCUUCAAGAUAAGACACAGUAGUACUCUUCAAGGUCUUCCUCCAUGGAUACCUUGCCGACCUCUGUCUCCACUCUCAAAGUCUCUGGUCUUAACUCCACAACCCCUCGUGAAUUCCAUCUCUUCAAACCUCCUCACAUCUCUAACCUUGCUACUUCACAAUCCCAUCUCUUAACCAGAAAACCCAAUUCAAUUUCUAACAAGCCCACCUCUUCCUUGAGCUUCAAUAAGGACCAAUCUUCUCCAUUCCUCUCUUCCUCUCAAUCCUCAUCACCCAAAUUCCCAUCACAAGUAGUUCAUCGAAACGCCGCGAGUGGCUAUGCAGCUGCUCUUUUAGAUGUAGCCCGCUGCAACAACACUCUCGAAGCCCUUGAAAGAGAUGUCCAAAGGUUCUCAAGGUUGCUUCGAGAUGACGAUCUCCGAUCAGCCUUGACCAAUCCAUUCAUGGAUGAUAAGAUGAAAGGUGAAUUAAUGGUGAAACAAGUAACUGAAAAGGGGAGGUUUCAGAAGCAUUUGGUGAUGUGGAUUAAGAUGAUGGUUGAUAAGAAUAAGGUGGGGAUGGUAGGUGAGGUGUUGGAGGAAUUUGAGAGGAUUUAUGAUGAACUCAGUGGGACUCAUGUGGCUUUGGUUUCUUCUACAAGGAAGAUGGAGGAGGAUCAGUUGGUUGGGAUUGCUAAAAGGGUGCAAAAACUGAGUGGAUCAAUGAAAGUGAAGGUGAGACAUUUGAUUGCUCAGAGCUUACCCUAGCUCCAUCCAUUGCUGUGUAACAGGUUUUCUUCACUAGCGGUCCCAGGAAUAUAUUGCACUUCCAAGUCUGUGUAUGUAAGCCUUCUGUACUUCCCCCGAAUCCACUUGGCAUCUUUUCUUUAUGUGUGAAUUUUCAAAGAGAGUGUGGGCUGCGUGUCCUCUGGGUUUUAGACCAAAAUCUCUAUCUUGUUCAUCUAUUCAAUCUCUUGUAUUAUAUUUAUUCUCCUCAAACAAUAUUUUAUAUAGAAGACAAGUGCUUGCUCA